AUGACUGCUGCCAAUGAUGAAAGCCCCAAGUCGAGGUCGACGGAGACUUUGACGGAUUUGGCCCAGCUGCCAGCCGUAGAGAACCACUUUGCUGCUCCUGUGAAAGUUCGACUCGAUGAUUUGUACGAGGAUGAAUUUAUCGACCCUGUCUACCAAGCAAAGGCCCGUAUCUUGAACCGAUCUAUUCAGGAUAUUGGUAUGGGCAAAUAUCAGUGGUAUCUGUUCGUGGUAACUGGUUUUGGGUGGUUCGCCGAUAGUGUCUGGCCUCUGCUUAGCGGUCUCAUAUUGGCACCUGUAAUAAACGAAUUUCAUUUCAAAGGCCCUCUUCUGUCGCUGGCUUCGAACAUUGGUUUACUUGCCGGCGCUAUAUUUUGGAGUUUGGGGUGCGACAUAUGGGGUAGAAGAUGGUCUUUCAACGUCACGCUCUUCAUAGCUGGGAUAUUUGGACUCGCAUCAGGAGGCGCACCGAACUUCAUAGCUCUUGCUUCUUUGCUCGCUGUCGUGGGCAUGGGUGUUGGGGGUAAUAUGCCUGUUGAUUCAGCCGUCUUUCUAGACUUUGUUCCUGGAUCACAUCAAUAUCUAUUGACCGUUCUUUCGAUUUGGUGGUCCGUUGGUCAAUUCGUACUCAGUUUAAUUGCGUGGCCUUUGAUCGCCAAUUACUCGUGUGCUGAUGCAUCGAACUGUGACCGUUCCAACAAUAUGGGGUGGCGCUACCUUCUCUUCACUCUGGGUGGACUAACCCUUUUCUUUUGGGGUCUCCGCUUCUUCAUUUUCACUCUUCUAGAAAGUCCUCGUUUCCUUGCAGGUAUCGGGCAAGAUGAAAAGGCAGUUAAAGUGAUUCAGCAAUUGGCGGAGUUCAACGGGUCAACGACUACUCUAUCUGUAGAAGAGCUGGCUUCGGCAGGUCAAGAGGACGGUCAGAUAAAUACCACUAGAGGCCGUGAGAUUCUCAGCAAGAGCUCUGAUUUUAGCAUGAAACAUGUAAAAGCCUUAUUUUCGACCUCUAAAAUGGCUUGGUCUACAAGUCUUUUGAUAGCACUCUGGGGCAUUAUCGGACUGGCGUCUACAUUGUAUAACAGCUUUUUGCCUUACCUGCUUGUCCAAAGAGGUGCCGAGUUUGGAGACGCAUCUUUGUAUACCACAUACCGGAAUCAAGUCAUCAUUAGUUUAAUAGGUAUACCUGGUGCCUUCCUUGCGGGAUGGGCGGUAGAAACAGGGCUCACAGGCGUCUUUCUUUUCGCUACCACGACCGCCCGAACCUCGAACGCUCUACUAGGCUGGAAUUGUGGAUAUACGUUCUUCAGUAACAUCAUGUACGGCGUUUUAUAUGCUGUCUCACCAGAGAUAUUCCCUGCGAAAGACCGCGGAACUGGGAAUGGGUUGACAUCGACCGCCACUCGCGUAUUCGGUAUCAUGGCUCCUAUCAUCGCGCUAUAUGCUAACCUUGCUACGGCAGUCCCAGUGUAUAUAGCUGGUGCCCUCAUCAUUUUCGCUGGUUUCUUGGCCCUUCUGCUGCCUUACGAACCUAGAGGCAAGGUAUCCAUCUAG
Messenger RNA from Serpula lacrymans var. lacrymans S7.9, 1548 nucleotides. RefSeq lists its product as uncharacterized. Gene Ontology annotation, biological process: transmembrane transport. The transcript has 14 exons. Lineage: Eukaryota; Fungi; Basidiomycota; Agaricomycetes; Boletales; Serpulaceae. Gene Ontology annotation, molecular function: transmembrane transporter activity. The record is from RefSeq and is a predicted model, not a curated record. Gene Ontology annotation, cellular component: membrane. The coding region runs from base 1 to 1548 and encodes 515 amino acids.